AUGUCUUUACUUUUUAGACAAACGUUCCCAUUUUUGCGACUUACAAUAGCUCCAAAUGUAACAGUAUUUAGAAGAUUCGGUUCCGAAGUUUCGAAUUCCGUUUCUUCUAAUACUACGAAAAAAGAAUCUGAAGACAAAGCCGUUAAAACAACGCCCGAAAUAACAAACAUUACAACUGCCGAUGUCAUUUCAGGAGCGCCAGAGGAACUUCAGUACAGAACAGUUAGAAUAUAUAAACCUACCAGAACGGCAAUGCAAUCAGGAGAACAUAAUACUAAACAUUGGAGAAUAAAUUUUGAUAUUUUGGAGGGAGGGGAUAGAUGGGAGAAUCCUCUGAUUGGAUGGGCUAGCAGUGGAGAUUAUAUGCAAGCAUUACAAAUGAAAUUCAAGACAAAGGAAGAUGCAAUUCAUUUCGCUGAAAAGCAAGGAUGGGACUAUUAUGUUCAAGAACAUAAUGAACCAGAAUUUCGUAAAAAAAUUUACGCAGAUAAUUAUAAAUAUACACCAGGAAAAUUAAGAAUUAUUAAAACAAAAUAA
Messenger RNA from Funneliformis geosporum, 537 nucleotides. NCBI's taxonomy places the organism in Eukaryota, Fungi, Glomeromycota, Glomeromycetes, Glomerales, Glomeraceae. The record is from the annotation of a GenBank genome assembly.